Neolamprologus brichardi is the source of this 776-nucleotide messenger RNA. It is a transcript of the gene znf593, whose product is annotated as zinc finger protein 593. NCBI's taxonomy places the organism in Eukaryota, Metazoa, Chordata, Actinopteri, Cichliformes, Cichlidae. Gene Ontology annotation, molecular function: zinc ion binding; nucleic acid binding. The record is from RefSeq and is a predicted model, not a curated record.
ACCGGGAGUUUGGUGCCCUCUGGAGGUGACUGCGUAGCAUCGUUCUACUCUAUUGACCCGGAAAUAGAUCUCACUUCUCUCGGUUACACGUGUGGAAGUACCAACUGGUUAUCAUGGGGAAGUCCAAACAAACCCGAAACCACAACAAUGGCAAGAAGAAGAACAUUGCAAAGACCUGGAAGACAAAGCGCAGGACCAAAGACCUGGAUCAGAUCCACUCAGACAUGAAGCCCGACACAGCUGCUAAACUGCUGCAUCAGGAGGUUGACUACGAUGUAACCGGAUGUGCACAACACUACUGCUUACACUGCGCGAGAUAUUUUGUGGAUAUGAGAUCCUUGAAAGAGCACUUCAAAACUAAAGUGCAUAAAAAACGACUGAAACAGCUCAGAGAAGAGCCCUACACCCAGGAAGAGGCAGAGAGAGCAGCAGGCAUGGGCUCAUACAUCCCUCCAAAAGUUGUUGAAGUGAAGACCCAACCAUUAGAGCAGGACAUGGAAUGAAAGCCUCUUACAUUAAUCCACGGACUGAUUAACUCAUAAAAGCGGCAUUAGCAGUUAAUGCUUGCAGUUAUUGUUGUCACAAACUUUAUUAGCAAAUCUGAAAAUGCCUUUUGUGACAGAUGUUUGUUUUUCAGCCAGCUGUGAGAAACGUGGUUGUUAAACUUCCAUCACCAAGUUCAGAAGGCUUCUCCUUACAAUCAGAUGCAUUGUCUGCCUAUGUAAAUACAAAGGACGGUGGAAUGUUUUCUACAAUAAUAAAUUUUGUGGAGUUGA